Messenger RNA from Laetiporus sulphureus 93-53, 1233 nucleotides. RefSeq lists its product as uncharacterized. NCBI's taxonomy places the organism in Eukaryota, Fungi, Basidiomycota, Agaricomycetes, Polyporales, Laetiporaceae. The transcript has 16 exons. The record is from RefSeq and is a predicted model, not a curated record. The coding region runs from base 1 to 1233 and encodes 410 amino acids.
AUGACCAUUCCAACACCUUCUGAGACACCCAUGACCUCCACCCUCAGUAAGACCCGGGAUCAUCUGUGGGGUCAUUCAAGGGGUCGUGCACGCAGUGUUACAAGACCGCAGGACUUCCCUUUGCUCAACAAGCAUUCCAAAGCAAUAGUUCGUCAUGCCUUCAGCAUCUCAUCUGAUAAGAAGAAACAGGACUCCAACAAGUUUGAGGUCUGCAGAGAGGAUGAGUCAGCUAUCGACUUUAUACGGAGACAGAGAGAGUACAUUAGGGAUGAGCUGGACCAUGAAAUUCAGAGGCUUAAAAUGUGUUCAUUGUGGAAGAAGCUCAAUGAUGAUGAGGCUCUGAGUGAAGAUGACUCGCUGAAUGGGUUUAUUGUCGAUGAUGACCUUGUUCAGAAGGCAACCGCACUACAACAGGACAUGGAUGCAUUUUACGUCCAGAACAUGCCGUUGACCUUUCUCUCAUCCUGUGUUGAUGCAGUAUGCAGGGCGAAGAUUCAAGGCAAAAAGCUCCUAGGUCGUUGGAUUGCUCCUUAUCCCUUAUACUCCGUUGAUGAUGGUGCUACACUGAAGCUGGUUCCACUCAUGCAAGUGUUGACCAUCGUGAAAAACCCAGUGGGUAUUGUUGAGCUGAUGAUGGCUGCUGAACCAUGGCCUGGGCAGGUCAUCGUUCCUGGCUGUGUCCACCCAGACAAGGUUCAAAAUGCAGUGUGCAUGACCUUCAGCAUAGCUCAAGCAAGUCAUCUCACCAAACCACAUACAUUUACAUCAUCAAAGGGAGAAAUGCAGAUCAAGGAGCUUCACAUUGUUCCCAUCAUGCAAGAAUGGGAGCUCGUGCUAGGAUUUUAUGGGAUGCUCUUUGGCCACGACAUCGAAGAUGGGGGUGAAAUGACCGUUAAGAAUAUUCAUUUCAGCACAUUUGGGGACAUGUCAUUCAGUACACGCAUGUCUCAUGUGGAGUUUGAUGAGGUGUCUAGCAGCUACAAUGCCAAGCUGAAGACAUUGCUCGGUGAACAUUCCAUGUCUCCAAGAAAGGCUGGACCAUCCAUGCACUCUUCGCCAUCUGAGGUGUUACCUCUUUUUCCUAAGCUGGUGCCGGGUAAUCUCCCCAUUGAUGACACCAAUGUGCCUGCUAAAUGCCCCUUGCUCAAGAUGGAGCUGCCAGAUUGUGCAUUGGUAGUGGUUCUGCACAUGGCCCCUCCUGAACUGUUAUCCCUCAUGUCUUCGUGUCGAUGA